UUUCUGUAAGUGUGGUCUUCAACAAAGCUUGCUUGAGAGAUCACAAUCACCGCUGACUACUCUGGAAGGACUCUCCGUCAAAUCUGCUGUUUUAAUGAACAUCAAAAAACGCGUUUUGCUCGUUUUUUGACUGGAUAGUUUAGAAGAAAUCGAGCUGCGCCGGUCCGCUGUUCACUAACAGGCAGAAAGUAACAGGGCAGGCAUGAACAUUGCACAUCUUUCUCUGGAAAUGCAUCAGUUCCGCCGGUCUGCCUCGUGACUCCAGCAGCGACCGAGAGCCGAAGGACCGCGGCGCUGACAGCAGAUGAACCCGGGCCCCCGUCCGCUCCGGUCCGCUCCCUGAAGCGCUGAUGCUCGCCUGGAUCCGGAGGACCAGAGGCAGCUGCACUGGGAGGCGCUGAAAUGAGAUGAGGCUCAGACAUGGAACUGUUGCCACUGCGAUUGUUUUCUUCACGUCGUUUCUCAGUCUGUCCUGGUACACGGCUUGGCAGAAUGGCAAAGAGAAGUUGGUAGCCUAUCAGAGGGAGUUUCACGCCCUGAGGGAGCGUCUGCGUGCGGCGGAGCACCGAACCCUCCAGCGCUCCUCUGAGCUCAACUCAAUCCUCGAGCAGUUCAGACGGGCCAUCGCAGAGACCAACGGCAGCAAAGAUGCUCUCUCCAACUUCUCAGAUGAGACACAGAAGCUGCUGAAGGAGUUGGCUCACAGGAAGCCCCUCCAGGUGCCAAAUAUCUACCACCAUCUGCCUCAUUUGCUCAACAAUGAAGGCAGCCUGCACCCUGCCGUACAGGUGGGCCAGGGACGUACCGGAGUUUCCAUGGUGAUGGGCAUCCCCACGGUGAAGCGGAAAGUAAAGUCAUACCUGUCAGAGACACUUCACUCACUCAUCGAUAAACUCUCGGCGGAGGAGAAGCUCGACUGCGUCAUUAUAGUGUUCGUAGGAGAGACGGACAUAGAUUACGUAAACAGUGUGGUUGCAGGCCUUGAAAAAGAGUUCUACACAGAGCUGAAUUCUGGGUUACUGGAGGUCAUAUCUCCCCCUGCCAGCUACUAUCCAGACCUCAUCAACCUGAAAGAGACCUUUGGUGACUCAAAGGAGAGGGUCAAAUGGAGGACCAAGCAGAACUUGGACUAUUCCUUUCUAAUGAUGUAUGCUGUGAACAAAGGGGUCUAUUAUGUCCAGUUAGAGGACGACAUCGUUGCCAAGCCCAACUAUUUUGCCACCAUGAAAAACUUUGCCCUACAACUCGCCACUGAGGACUGGAUGAUUCUCGAGUUUUCACAGCUGGGCUUUAUUGGUAAGAUGUUCCAAGCCCCAGAUCUAAAUCUUAUUGUGGAGUUUAUCUUCAUGUUUUAUAAGGAAAAGCCCAUUGAUUGGCUGCUGGAUCACAUACUCUGGGUCAAAGUAUGCAACCCAGAGAAAGAUGCCAAACACUGUGAGAGGCAGAAGUCGAGUCUACGCAUUCGUUUCAGGCCCUCUUUGUUUCAGCACGUAGGCCUGCACUCCUCCCUUGCUGGGAAAAUCCAGAAACUCACGGAUAAAGAUUUCCUGAAACCUCUGCUGCAUAAGAUUCACGUGAACCCGCCAGCGGAGGUGUCCACCUCUCUUAAAGUGUAUCAAGGUCAUACACUUGAGAAAACCUACUUGGGCGAAGACUUCUUCUGGGCCAUUACUCCAAUGGCUGGAGACUACGUCCUGUUCAAGUUUGAUCGGCCCGUCAACAUAGAAAGGUUCCUCUUUCGCAGUGGAAACCAGGAGCACCCAGGAGAUAAAAUCGAGAACGCUACCGUCGAGAUCCUGCCCUUUUCGGACACUGAAUUGAAGACCAAGGAGAAAUACAAACGAACAGAGGACCGCUUCUAUAAACUUGCUCAGUUUGAGAAAGGAGUGGCGGAGGGGACGGUUGACCCUGUGUUUAACCCUGUGGUGGCCGUUCGUCUGGCGGUCCAGAAGGACUCCGCCGUGUGGGCAAUUAUUAGCGAGAUCCAUAUCAAGAGGAUACCUGGGUAACUACUGUAUGUCUGCAGUGGACGAGACCUUCUGGUCAGGACCUUCAAGACAGGGUUGUGCUGCUCGCAUCUACAGCGGAUCAAGAGUGACCCUCACAUUAUCAGAGAGCGUGAAGGAGUUCUUCACCUGUUAAACUUGACUUUUUAGUCUUUUUCUUUUUGUCAUUUCAUCUUCCUCUGGUAGAUUUGCCAGUUUCUCUUCUCUUCUACUUGCCUUUGCCUCUGUCGUCAGACUUUGAGUUACCUUUUCCUGUUCCCUGAAUUCUGUUGUGUGAAUGUGACUACUACUGUACAGAAAAAAACAACAACACUUUGACAAUGUUUUCAGACAUUAAAUUUGUGUUGUGGAGGAUUGCAAUCAUCGCUGUCAUUAAGGUUUGAGGUUCAGGAACCAAGGCUGCACCAAUGCUGGAGAAUACGUCCCCUCCUGAUGAAGAUUGUCCUCAGCGCUCUGCCGUCAAGGACUGUAACUGACCCGGGGUCAGAUAAACACGGCUGGAUUUCAGCUGAGGGAUGAACGAGUGGGACGACAGAAGUUUUUGUUUCAAAGUACUUUCUUUUUUUUUUUUUUAGGUUUUAGGCUGUUGAUUUUUGAAACUCUUUUAAGAACAUUUCGAGACCAGUUUAUUAUUUUAUUGACUGCUUUGCCGAAAUUUAAAAAUCAUAUUUCUAUAAACAAACAGCAUAUCUUUGGGCCUUUACUUGGUCAACAGAAGUGGCUUUUCUUCCUCUGUGUUGGUUUAGGGUCAACGAAUGAGUCAUGGUUUUCAAUCUGAAGGUUUUUAAUUGCUGUUGUUGUUAUUAUUAUUAUGACGAUCUAUGAAAGUGAAUUAAUUUAUUUGAAAUAAAUCUUUAAUUUGUACAAAAGGUAAAUGCUCAUAUCUUAUAUUCUUUGGAAGUGUAUGAUGUGGCAGAGAGUUUAUUGUGGCUUAAAGUCGAGUGAUGGUUGAUGUUUGUAUCAUCUUUGUGUAGUUGAGAAGGGUGCAGGGCCGCCCACCUCUGUGCCUUAACAUCCAGCGUCCCAGGACUGCCUUGCGCCCCUGUGACAAUACGCUUACAUCAUCAACAGAACAGCUUGUUCGUUGCUUGAUUUAAGUGAGACAUUCAAGAGCAUGGCAUGUCCAUUUUUAUGUUCCCGAGUCUUUCAUGUCAUUCAUUGAGCAUUUUCCAUCUCAAAUAAUCUGCUUUCAUCAUGUUAGUCAGAAAACGUGCUCCUUUCUAUGCUGUAUCACAAGUAUCUGAAUGUUCAGUGAGUCAUGAUUAAGUCCAGAUGGAAUCUGCAGAUUUUGUUUCUGCACAGAAUGAAUUUAAAUGUGGUGAAAUGAUUAAUGAAGCUACUACAUUUUAAUAGUAGCUGAAAGCACAAUCUACAGAGUCCCUACAGAGACAAGGAAAUAAAAUGAGUCGAUUUUUCAAAGAUCUUGCUUCCCUCAAAGUGUUUGCAUUUCACCAAGAAACUUUGUUCUUUCAGAAAUGUUUUGUGUUCCCUGACAAACUUUGGGUUAAGCCAAGAGUUUUUAGCAAAAAUAAAUAGAAGAAACCUGAAGUAAUUCAGCCAUACAUUUUUCUUGCCAUGAAAAUAGCCACAAAGUUUGUUCGUGUUUAAUAUCACACCAGCUUCUGUGUUUGCUCGCAAUACGUUUGUGAUGGAAAUAUAAGGUAGAACCACAAAUUAUAUUUGCGAGAGAAGGCAAAAGUUUUACUAGAUAUUGAAAAGGUUUUGCAAGCGAAUGCAAAGUUUCUUGGGGGAAUCGCAUCACUUUUUGCGAAUAGAAUUUUUGCGAGAGCUAUGCAAAGUUCCUCGGGGGAGUGUAGUACUUUUGCAUGUAAACGUAGAAGUUUUGCGAGCGAUGCAAUGUUUCUUGAAGAAACGCAAUACUUUUGCAAUUGCUUCCAAAAUUUUGUGAUUAAAAUAUGAGGUAGGGAAAAGAACGGUUUCAUAAAUCUUUGUGAGAAAACAUUUUGCGAGCCAAUGCAAAGUUUCUUGGGGAAACGCAGUACUAUUAACAAGUGAACGUAAAGGUAUUGUGAACAAAAAAAAAAAAAAAAAUCCUUUAAGUAAACACUAAAGUUUUGCAAAUGAACACUGAGUUUCUU
Messenger RNA from Carassius gibelio (silver crucian carp), 4105 nucleotides. Its product is annotated as alpha-1,3-mannosyl-glycoprotein 4-beta-N-acetylglucosaminyltransferase A. Gene Ontology annotation, cellular component: endoplasmic reticulum; endoplasmic reticulum-Golgi intermediate compartment; Golgi stack. Lineage: Eukaryota; Metazoa; Chordata; Actinopteri; Cypriniformes; Cyprinidae. Bases 408 to 2009 code for a protein of 533 amino acids. The transcript has 16 exons. The record is from RefSeq and is a predicted model, not a curated record. Gene Ontology annotation, biological process: protein N-linked glycosylation. Gene Ontology annotation, molecular function: acetylglucosaminyltransferase activity.